Molecule: messenger RNA, 1209 nt
Organism: Trifolium pratense (red clover)
Lineage: Eukaryota; Viridiplantae; Streptophyta; Magnoliopsida; Fabales; Fabaceae
Product: GDSL esterase/lipase At4g28780-like
Exons: 5
Coding region: 1-1101 (366 amino acids)
Molecular function (GO): hydrolase activity, acting on ester bonds
Source: RefSeq, a predicted model, not a curated record
AUGGCAAAAUUUGCUUCAAUUUUUUUCUUUUUUACCUUAUCACUUGCAAUGCUUGACAUGUACGUAGCUAAUGAGGUUAAAGUUAAGGUUGUGCCAACAUUAUUCAUAUUUGGAGACUCAACAUUUGAUGUUGGAACAAACAAUUUUAUCAACACUUUAGCAAAAGCCAAUGUCCCUUUUUAUGGGGUUGAUUUUCCUUAUUCAAUUCCCACUGGAAGGUUCAGCAAUGGUCUUAACACUGCUGACCAAAUUGCAAAGCAAUUUGGUUAUCAGAAGAGUCCACUACCAUUUUUGGCUUUGGAGAAAUUUCAAAACGGUUUUAAGAAGAGCAUUUUGAAUGGUGUGAAUUUUGCUUCUGGUGGAUCUGGAAUUCUUAGGCAAACAGGACAAAAACAAUGGCAAGAAGUGGUUUUCCUGGAAAAGCAAGUUGAACAAUUUGCACAGGUCCGUGGAAACAUCACCCAAAUAUUAGGGCCAUCAAAAGCUGCUAAAUUUGUUUCAAAGGCUGUGUUUCUCAUUAGUACUGGUAGCAAUGACCUCUUUGAUUUUGCAAGUAAUGACAGUAACAUUCAUUUUGGCUUGGAGGAAUAUUUCUCUCUUCUACAACUCAAUUAUUUCUCUCAACUAAGGAAUCUAUAUGAAUUAGGGGCUAGAAAGUUUGGUAUCCUAAGUGUUGCACCCAUAGGGUGUUGUCCUGCAGUAACCUUUGCCAAUGGAGGAAACUGUGUGAAGCCACUGAAUGAUUUGGCUAUCGUGUUCUACAAAGCAACUCAAGCUGUUUUGCAAAAGUUGAGUUCAGAAUUGGAAGAUUUUGAGUAUUCACUAGCUAACACUUUUGCAAUGACAUCAGCCUUGUUAAAUAGUCCAUCAACCUUCGGGUUGAAUGAAACAAAGUCAGCAUGUUGUGGAAUUGGAAAAUUCAAUGGAGAGGGUCCAUGCUUGAAAGCUUUGAACGCCAGUCUUUGCUCAAAUCGUGAUGAUCACUUAUUUUGGGAUUUGUUUCAUCCAACUGAGAAAGCUUCCGAGUUGGCAGCUGCUACCAUAUUUACAGGAGGGAAAGAAUUUGUGUCACCAAAAAACUUUAGUCAGCUAAAUUGUUGAUUUAAGCUGAUAUCUAAGGGAUAAAUAAUAUCCAAUUACUUAAAAUAAGAGGAAAAUAAACCAGGCAUCUCUUUCAUAUGACGUUGUGAUAAUAAUUAUUAUGCAUAA